AUGACAGCAACCCACAUACGCUACGGAAAAUUCGAUGGAAAACCGGCAUGUCUUGUCGUUGUCCAAUUCGACUUUAUUCCCACCUAUCAAACCCGCUUCAAAUAUAUUGAAAUCGAGCUCAAGAUCGUGCGAGGAGCUGGGUCCUCGAUUAUCACCUACCAGCCCCAUUCAUGGGAGGGUAAAGCUGGUGCGCUACCGGUCGAACAGACGUCUAAGUUCGGCAGUCAAGUGGGCGGUUCUGGUGGCGGUGCAACAGCAGGUCUAGACACAGGGUACGAGAGGCGUACGGAACGUACUGAGAUCAAGAAGGCACGGAUCUUUUCAGUGCUCGAGGAUUCGACGGUGAUGUGGCGUCUCAGCGAGAACGAUGUGACUCGAGAGGGAGUUCCGAACCCCUUUCGAGCAGCUCUUAUCGUUGAGACGGACGGGAAAUUCUCGAUUCGAGUUAAGUAUGAAGCGAACAUGUCUAGGUCUGUGGACCCGAGGUCCUGGAGAUCAGCCCAUGCGAGACUCACGGAGCCGUUGGAUCUGAGCCAAAGCUCUGUUGGACAAGGGGUGGGUCCUGUCGUGGUAGGCAUAGAUGAGAUGGAGAAAGGCUCGUUCAAUCUUUCUGACUUUGCGCUGACUGAGUGGGACCUGUAA
Molecule: messenger RNA, 642 nt
Organism: Lindgomyces ingoldianus
Lineage: Eukaryota; Fungi; Ascomycota; Dothideomycetes; Pleosporales; Lindgomycetaceae
Exons: 1
Coding region: 1-642 (213 amino acids)
Source: RefSeq, a predicted model, not a curated record